CUUUAGGAAACCUCACCACAUUAAUUGACUUUCGUGCUUUUAGUAAUCAAUUGUCAGGCUCUUUGCCCCAAGAAUUGGGUAAUCACACCAACUUGGUUGACCUAGAAAUGUUUGAUAACAAUUUAUCUGGUUACUUACCUUCACAAGUUUGUAAAGGAGGUGCGCUUCAACGUCUUAUUGUAGCAAACAACUAUUUUAAGGGCACCAUUCCAUCAAGUUUGAAAAAUUGCUCCAGCUUAUUUAGAGUUCGCCUUGAAGGAAACAAGCUUAACGGAAAUAUCUCUGAAGACUUUGGAAUAUAUCCAAAUUUGGACUACAUUGAUAUGAGCUACAACCAAUUAUAUGGUCAAAUCUCUCCAAAUUGGGCAUAUUGUCCGAAUUUGACAAAAUUUAGGAUUUCAGGAAAUCUACUUACUGGGAAGAUACCCUCCGAAUUGGGAAAGUUGCUUCAACUAAGAUUUUUGGACCUUUUUUCAAAUCAACUUACAGGAGAUAUACCAAAAGAGUUAGGUACUAUGAGCUUAUUGUUCAACUUGACCUUGAGUGAUAACAAAAUAUCUGGAGUAAUUCCCUUGGAGUUUGGAAAUUUGUCCAAUCUGGAAAUUCUUGAUUUAUCUAACAAUGACAUCAGUGGCCCAAUACCACCACAAUUAAAGGGUUGCAUUAAACUGCGCAUGUUGAAUUUGAGAAAAAAUAAAUUUGAUGGAAUAAUUCCAUCUCAAAUUGGAGAGUUUAAAAGAUUGCAGGAUUUACUUGACUUGAGCCAUAAUUUAUUUGGAGGAGAGAUACCACCACAAUUAGCAAGUUUGACAUAUUUAACGUCUCUAAACUUGUCCCACAAUAAUCUAUCAGGUGCCAUUCCUUCAUCUUUUGGAAGCAUGUUGGAUUUGACAUCAAUAGAUGUAUCAUACAACAAUUUGGAGGGUCCAAUUCCUAUAAGCAAAUUGUUUCAAAAUUCUCAAGCAGAGUGGUUUAUCUAUAACAAGGGUUUAUGUGGUGAAGUUCCAAGUUUGCCUUCUUGUGAAUCAAUCAGCAUAAGCACUCAUCAUUCAAUUGAAAACCACAUCAUAUUCUUUCUUAUCAUUCCUAUAUUGGGCGGCUGGAUUCUUUUAGGUUUGUCUACUAUGAUCAUUGCUGCUUUUUGUAGGAGAGGAAAACCUACAGAGCAAAAAGAUAAUGAUCUUAUUAUUGGCGAUUUGUUUUCGAUAUUGAAUUUUGAUGGAAGAGUUGCUUAUAACUACAUCAUCAAUGCCACCAAAAAUUUUGAUGAGAAAUAUUGCAUCGGAAGCGGAACAUAUGGCAAAGUUUAUAAAGUAGAAUUUCCAAUGGAACAAGUGGUAGCUGUUAAAAAACUUCAUCCAGUGGAAGGAGUAUUUGAUGAGAAAAGUUUCCAAAGUGAGAUUCAAGUAUUAACUAGAAUUCGACAUCGUAACAUUGUAAAACUUCAUGGGUUUUGCUCUAGUUCAGGUUUUAAACUCCUUAUAUAUGAGUACAUUGAGAAGAGAAGUUUAGCCAGCAUCCUUCGUAGUCAAGAAGCAGUAGAGGAAUUGAAUUGGGAAAGAAGAGCUCAUAUUAUCAAAAAUGUGGCCGAUGCUUUAUCUUACAUACACCAUGAUUGCGAUCCAUCCAUAGUGCAUCGAGACAUUUCCAGCAAUAAUAUAUUAUUAGACUUUGAUUUCAAGGCUUAUCUUUCAGACUUUGGCACUGCAAGAGUUGUGCAACCUAACUUAUCAAAUUGCAGCAUGCCAGCAGGCACAUUUGGAUAUGCUGCCCCAGAACUUUCGUACAUGAUAAGGGUGAAUGAGAAAUGUGAUGUAUACAGCUUUGGCGUGGUAAUAUUAGAAGUAAUCAUGGGAAGGCAUCCCGGUGAUCUUAUCUCCUCUCUAUCAUCAUCAAGCGUCCAACAUAUGUUAUUCAGUGAGGUGUUAGAUCAGCGUAUCUUACCUCCUACAGCUUAUAUGGUAAAAGAAGUGUUGUUACUAGCUAUUAUAGCAUUUUCAUGCAUCCAUGAUAUACCACAAGCACGACCAACCAUGCAAAGGAUAUCUCAGUUACUCAUAAGUGGCAACAUUCCAACUAUUCACGAGCCGUUCAAUUCAAUUAAAUUAUGUCAAUUAGUGGAGUUUUUAACAUAGAUGUACUGCAUAAUUAAAAGCUACAAAAAUGUUAUGAAGUUCUUUCAUGUUUUCUUUUUUUUUUUUUUUUGAGAAGUCAGAGGAAGUAAGAUGCUUCCCCUGUAUAUGUUGCACGGUAUAAGUACUUAUAACUCUUUUCUACUUUUACCUUCUCAAAAUGCCACUCUAUUGAUCUCAUUCAUUAUUCUUUAUAACAAACUUGAGAGAAGUGUCUCACUUCCUUCAUUUUCCCAAAAAAA
Elaeis guineensis (African oil palm) is the source of this 2374-nucleotide messenger RNA. Lineage: Eukaryota; Viridiplantae; Streptophyta; Magnoliopsida; Arecales; Arecaceae. The record is from RefSeq and is a predicted model, not a curated record.